Molecule: messenger RNA, 3332 nt
Organism: Fundulus heteroclitus (mummichog)
Lineage: Eukaryota; Metazoa; Chordata; Actinopteri; Cyprinodontiformes; Fundulidae
Gene: fgf19
Product: fibroblast growth factor 19
Exons: 3
Coding region: 745-1374 (209 amino acids)
Biological process (GO): cell differentiation; animal organ morphogenesis; fibroblast growth factor receptor signaling pathway
Cellular component (GO): cytoplasm
Molecular function (GO): fibroblast growth factor receptor binding; growth factor activity
Source: RefSeq, a predicted model, not a curated record
UAUAAGCAGUAAAUUUAAAAGACAGGAAAAUAAAACACAAGGUUGACAUUUAAUCAGGACUGUUUGCUAAUGAGAUCUUUCAUCACCAUACUGGAUAUGCCAUGUGGACAGCUGAAAUUUAAGCAUUUUUUUUUUUUUUUUUUGUAAAACCAGACCUGUUAGAAGUCCACACCUACAAUCUUAAAAAUCUUGAUAUCAAGAACAGUGUUGGGUGUCUGGAAUACAUGUUCCAAGGACAAACUAGCAUUUUUGAUUAUUUAGUCCAUAAACAUGAUCCUAAACAUCCAAAAAAAAAAGAAAAAAAAUAUAUUUUUUUUUAGCAACUAAACUAAGUAAACUAAAACUAAAGUGUUAUGAAUAAAAAUAAAAACAUAUGUCACUUGCUGAUAUAUACUUUUUACAAUGUACAUGUUUAAAACAAAAAGCAUGUGACAUAUUUUCUGAAUAUUUUGUAGACUGUAUUUUAUAAAAUGUUUACAUUUUUGUGAUAUUUUCUGAAUGGGACCUAUUGGAGACAGGUUCACUUUGGGGCUGGUCGGGGGCCAAACGAGAGCUUGGAUUUAGUUGGAUGACGUGCAGGGGUGUGUUGUGGACUGCUUCUGAGAACUGCCUUUGGGAAAGAGGGUUAUCAGGAGCAGAUAAGGGCUCCAUUUAAAAGGGUUGCGUUAGGAUGAAACUGAUAAACUACUCCAAUGCCAGCUGUGGAAAGCAGAGACACAGGACUGUGCAGGAAAUAGGCAAACCAUGCUGCUGCUUGUGUUCAUUGUAUGCAUUGCCAGUGAACUUUUUACUUUGAGAGCACUUUGCAUGCCAGUUAUGGACCAGGGGCCCCAUAUCGCCCAUGGCUGGGGUGAGGUGGUCCGGCUCCGGCAUCUAUAUGCAGCCAAGUCAGGACUGCACCUACUGAUCAGUGAGGAUGGACAGAUUCACGGUUCGGCAGAUCAAACUCCUAACAGCUUGCUGGAGAUCCGACCUGUUGGUCCAGGACGUGUUGUGUUCAGAGGAGUGGCAACUACACGGUUUCUCUGCAUAGAGAGCGGCGGCAGACUGUACUCAUCUGAAGCCCACAUCCAGGAAGAUUGCACCUUCAGAGAGCAGAUCUUAGCAGACGGGUACAACGUUUACACGUCUGAUGGGCACGGAGCCCUCCUCAGUUUUGGAAACAAUCAGCAAAGACUCCAUGGCUUAGACCGUGGUGCUCCAGCCCUGGCUCGGUUUCUGCCAAGGCUAAACACCCUGCAACAGACCGUCCCCACUGGACUGGAUAUUCCCGAUCAGAUCAUUCCAGAACAAGCAGAAGACACUGUGGACACAGUAGGCUCAUUUGGAAAGCUCUCCCAGACAAUUCACAGUCCUAGCUUCCAGAAGAGAUGAAGUAGCAGGUCUAAGACAGCUGUGAAGGGAUGUGUCCAGGAAUGUCCAAGCACUACCCCCUGCAUGUUUUAAAUUCAUGGACAGACACGAGGUCCAACUGGUCAGCCCAAAGAAAGGCAUGCUGAGUGGAGCUUGUAAGGACUGUAACCCUCCAUCCUGUAUUUGCAUCCACUGAACUAAUGUGGAAGAUGUUCAUAAUUUCUGUCCUUACAAAAGCCUUUUCCACAUGGAGAAGAAGUUUGUUUGCUCUGACAUAAGAACAAAGAAAUUAUUGAAGCGGACCGGUAAACUGGUGCAUUAGCAGAAGGCAGGCAAAGGGAAGAAACUGCACAACAUUUGUCUGAUAGUCGUAGAUUCAAUGCAGCAAGUGAAAAGCUCAGCCACUGACGAUAGAGAAACGUUUGGUGGCCCUUUAGAUAAAUGGCUCCCAUGAACUGAUCAGGACGACAAAUACCUCUUUAGGGGUUUUGCGCCUCUUAAAACACCUACAGAGAGUGUGAGUUAAUAUGUUACUAAUAGACAAAGGUGUUGUUGUUUAGCUAUACUUGUAUUUAUUUAGUUAUUUAAAUGUUUUAAAUUUAAAGCUUUGGUGUUUAUCUCCAUUUGUACUGGAUGUGUGACCAUGUCCAAUAAUGUAAGUGUUAAAACAUGUUUUGCAAUACAUUGCUAAAAUGAAGCGUUGCCAGCUAAAAUGAGAAUACUGCAUGAGAUUAAAAAAAACAUCUUUAAACAAUUGUAUAAUUUCUACACAAUUGUUUUCCUACACAUUGUUUCACAUCAUUUGAUUUAAGAUUAGACCCAUUGGAAAUACAGCAGGUAAAAGAAGUUCUGAACACAUCAAUAUUUUCUCUGUAAAUAUAUUUCUUCUAUUAACAUGAAAUUCAAACCAGAGGCUGACAACAACUAAAGCAAUGCAGACAUACAAAACAAAUCUAUAGUCCAAAAAUGUUGAACAAAUAGUGAAAAGGAUGUGUAAAAAGCCCAGAAAGGCAGGAAACCAAAUCAGUCAGGAUUUAGAAGUUAUUGUUACCUCUGUGUCCAAUAUACUAACAGAUGGGCCAUGAAAGGACUUCUCAUUAACAAAGUAUUGCACAAAGUGCUACAACUAGUAAAGUAUAGAGAGCUUCAUGAAAACUGUUACCAAACAUAAUAAUGGCAAUUUCUAGACUUCUUUUAUUUUCCCAUUGAAGCCAAAAUCUGAAAGUGGAAAGAACAUCAUUUUAUAAUAAAACCAGCAUGCCAGCCAUCCCUCAUAACAUGUCUGACAGCAGAGUCAAAAGAUGAAUUAAAACAGCUAUCCAGGGGCCAACGAGACCUAGCAGGGAACUUCAAAAAGAAAUAGCAGGUAGCACAUUUUUUCCAGUGAAAACAAAAGGUACCAUAAACAAUAUCCUCUAAGCACACACUUCGCAAGGCUCCACUGCUGAAAAAAAGGCAUGCUGAAGCUUGUUUAAAGUUUACCAAAUAAGAUUUGGAAAAGUCAAUGAAACACUGAUAUUAUGUGGUCAGAUAAAGCCCAAGCUGAACUCUUUGAAAAUCCUGGCACAUAUGCUGUUUUGAGGAAUAACUGGUCUGCACGUCACCCCAGAAACAACACGCUAAAAGUAACAUUUAAAUAAGGGAAGGCUUUUUUCACAAAUGAUUUUAUACAUUUCUUUAAGUGUGUCCAACAUUUAUUCCCUGUGUCAUUCCAACUUUCCAUUGGAAAUACAUUUGUGGAAUAGUUUGCUUGGAUGUGAUUGUAUGAGUGGAUUACUUCUGUUGUCAAAAUCAGCUGGGGAUGUCAUGGUAACUAAAAGAUUAGAACUACAUUUACUUAAAACCGUUGACACAUCCAAUACUUUACCUGCUGCUACUAUGCUUAGCUAUUCAGCACCCUGGUAGUUAAAAGUGAAGUUGAUCAGAGCCAAACACUCUCUGCUUUACAUUAAACAUCCUCUUUCCAGAACCAAAAAUCA